AGGCCUCAAAAAACUACCAAAAAUUGCUUGAUAUCUGAGCCAAAUAAUGAGUCGUCAGAGAUAUCAUUCAUCAGAGAGCUUAUCUAAGCGCCACAGGUCUCAUCAUAGUAGCUAUGAUCAUGAUAGAGACUCGAGAUAUAUGAAAGAUAGAGAGAGCAGAAAUAAGGAACAGGACAGGGAAAAGGAGCAGAGAUCUUAUACAAAAGGAACAUCAGAAGGGUCUUCUCAGGCUAAAGAUGAUGAGAAGGAGCGUAUGCGUAUUAAGCAGGAAAAAAUCCAGCAAUUUUUGCGCCAACGUGCAGCACGUAUGGCAGAAAAAGAAAAGGAAAAUACAGGGUCAACAGAGAAAGAAAUAAAGGAAAAUGAACAGAAAAGUUCUGUUCCAAGUAUUGGAGCAUGUGGUUCAGUUUCUGGAUUUGAAUUUGGUCGAACAGUUACAAAAAAGUCUAGUCAAGCUAUAACGCUUGAUGAUGAUGAGAAAAAACGCAAGAUUCCUAUGGCAUCUCAUGGAGAUGAAGACAAUUCUGAAGAAUCAUUACAGAAAGAACAAAAGAAUGCAGAAAAUGAGGAAGAAGAGGUGGAUCCAUUGGAUUUAUUUAUGCAAGGAAUGGAUGAAGUAAUUAAACGAGAUGCAGAAGAGAAAGUAGAGAAUCAUUUGAGUCGAGAUGAGCUUUUAGAUAAUAAGGAAGAUAGCGAGGAAGAGGAGGAAGAGAAUACUAUUAAUGAUCCAAGAGAUAUAUUGGCAUUUGCACAGAAAAAAAUGAAAAAAAGAGAAUUACCUAAUAUUGAUCAUUCAAAGAUUCAUUAUGAACCGAUUCGAAAAAAUUUCUAUGUUGAACCACAUGAGCUUUCUGAAAUGACUGAGCAAGAAGUUAAUGAUUAUCGUUUAGAAUUGGAUGGAAUUAAAAUAAGAGGUCUUAAUUGUCCUAAACCGAUUCAGAAUUGGAGUCAAUGUGGUCUUCCUGCCCAUGUAUUAGAUAUUAUUUAUCAACUUAAAUAUGAAAAGCCGACAGCUAUUCAAGCUCAAGCAAUUCCUGCUAUUAUGACUGGAAGAGAUAUAAUUGGUGUUGCAAAAACAGGGAGUGGAAAGACUAUUUCAUUUCUUCUUCCAAUGUUUCGACAUAUUAAAGAUCAGCGUCCUAUUGAUUCUUUAGAGGGGCCUAUUGCACUUAUUAUGACUCCAACUAGAGAAUUAGCUGUACAAAUUCAUAAGGAAUGUAAGCAUUUUUUAAAGGUUUUAGGACUUAGAGCAGUAUGUGCAUAUGGAGGUUCUCCAAUUAAAGAUCAAAUUGCAGAACUUAAGAGGGGUGCAGAAAUUGUAGUAUGUACACCUGGUCGUAUUAUAGAUUUGCUUGGAGCAAACCAAGGUCGGGUUACUAAUUUAAAAAGAACAUCAUAUAUUGUUCUUGAUGAGGCAGAUCGUAUGUUUGAUUUAGGUUUUGAGCCUCAAGUUAUGAAGGUUAUUAAUAAUGUAAGACCGGAUCGUCAAACGGUUUUAUUCUCUGCUACAUUUCCAAAACAAAUGGAUAUUCUUUCUAGGAAAAUUUUACAGAAACCAAUUGAAAUUACAGUGGGUGCUCGUAGUGUUGUUGCUUCUGAAAUACAACAACUUGUAGAAGUGUGCACUGAGGAUAAUAAAUUUGUUCGACUUCUUGAACUUCUUGGUAAUUUGUAUGUUAAUGACGAUGAUGUGCGUACAUUAGUUUUUGUGGAUCGCCAGGAAGCAGCAGAUAGUUUACUAAGGGAUCUAAUGCGUCGAGGAUAUCCAUGUAUGUCAAUUCAUGGUGGAAAAGAUCAAUUUGAUCGUGAUUCAACAAUUGCGGAUUUUAGAGCCGGUGUUUUUCCUAUUCUUAUUGCUACAUCAGUUGCUGCUCGUGGUUUAGAUAUUAAACAAUUAAAAUUAGUUGUUAAUUAUGACUGUCCAAAUCAUUUAGAAGAUUAUGUUCAUCGUGUUGGAAGAACUGGACGAGCAGGAGAAACUGGAACAGCUGUUACAUUUAUAACACCUGAACAAGAUCGCUAUGCUGCUGAUAUUGUUAGAGCUUUACGAAUUAGCAAAGCUAAUAUUCCAGAAGAUGUUCAAAAUUUAGCAAAUGAAUUCAUAAAAAAGGUUAAAUCAGGCCAAGAAAAAGCAAGUGGAUCAGGAUUCGGUGGCAAAGGUCUUGAUAGACUUGAUAAAGAUAGAGAUUUAGCUAGAAAAUUACAAAGAAGGGCCUAUGGAGAGGAAAGUGAUGAAGAAAUAGAUGUUUUCGAUGAUGAUUAUGAAUAUUCAAAAAUGGAUCUUUAUGAUAUGGCAGAGCCAGAUGUACCUUUUAAAACUGACUCUAAUGCCGAUUCAAAUUCAUCGUCUGCUGCUUCACAGACAAAUAAAAAAGGGAAUAUAACAGAUGAUAUAUUGGAACGUGUACGUAAGGCAGCUGGUUCAGUGACAUCUCGGUUACAAGGUCAAUCACGCUCCGGAAUUACAAUAGAAUCUGGUGGUCCUGAUUCAAGAGAAUUUACUGCUACAAUUGAAAUUAAUGACUUUCCGCAAAAAGCAAGAUGGGCUGUCACUAAUCGCACAAAUAUUGCUCGAAUUAUUGACUUGACAGGAACAUCUAUUACGAAUAAAGGUAACUGGUAUCCACCUGGAAAACCUGUACCACCUGGAGAAACAAAAUUAUAUAUUCUUAUUGAAGGAGAGACCCAAAUAUCUGUCGACCGGGCAUUAUAUGAGCUUAAACGUUUACUAACUGAAGGAACUGUUUCGGCAUUGGAGAGUGAAAUACGUUCCGGAAUAAGUGGAAGAUAUUCUGUUUUAUGAAUGAUAUCAUGAUUUUAAUUUUUUUUGUAUGAAAUCUAAUAUUUAUU
Pneumocystis carinii B80 is the source of this 2850-nucleotide messenger RNA. RefSeq lists its product as hypothetical. The coding region runs from base 47 to 2803 and encodes 918 amino acids. NCBI's taxonomy places the organism in Eukaryota, Fungi, Ascomycota, Pneumocystomycetes, Pneumocystales, Pneumocystaceae. The transcript is spliced from 7 exons. Gene Ontology annotation, molecular function: ATP binding; nucleic acid binding; RNA helicase activity. The record is from RefSeq and is a predicted model, not a curated record.